Pseudophryne corroboree (corroboree frog) is the source of this 2492-nucleotide messenger RNA. RefSeq names its product glucagon like peptide 1 receptor (gene GLP1R). Gene Ontology annotation, biological process: cell surface receptor signaling pathway; positive regulation of blood pressure; adenylate cyclase-activating G protein-coupled receptor signaling pathway. The coding region runs from base 458 to 1552 and encodes 364 amino acids. Gene Ontology annotation, cellular component: plasma membrane. The transcript is spliced from 11 exons. Gene Ontology annotation, molecular function: glucagon-like peptide 1 receptor activity; glucagon receptor activity; peptide hormone binding. NCBI's taxonomy places the organism in Eukaryota, Metazoa, Chordata, Amphibia, Anura, Myobatrachidae. The record is from RefSeq and is a predicted model, not a curated record.
UUGGCAGUGGCGUAACUACCACAGGUGCAGGGGAUGCAGCUGCUAUGUGGCCCCGGCUAACUCCAUGGCCCGCAGCUCCCCUGCACCCAGAGAACAAGAGACAGGCUGAGGCUGCUCAGGCACACUGUCCACGGCAGUACUAGCAGAGAAGGGGAGAGCCGUAGGGAGGGGGCGUGGCCAUAUGCAAAGCAUUGCCUAUUCACUGGCCAGAUACUGUACCUGAUGCUCCUCUGUAGUAGCCGCCGAAGCCCCGCCCACCCGCGGCUCCUGGUGCCCCGCCCCCAUUUUGGCUGAAGUCCUCCCAUUCACCCUCCAGUAACUGUUGGGAACCCUGGGCACUGAAAUUAUGAGAAAAGGGCAUCUCCAGGGCUGAGCUGCCUACAGGAGUACCAGAAAUACCAGGAAGAAAAAUGCAUGGACACAGGGCAGCUGUCACCAUCUGUGAGGUGAACUCUGCAUGCAUCCUACAGUGAUCCAAGGCAAAGUUUUCCGAUACUGCACCCCGGAGGGGACAUGGCUGGUCAAAGAGAUUAAGGAGAACAUCACCAUACCCUGGAGGAACCUGACAGAGUGUGAGGACCGAUCUCGAAAGGUGCAGCCGGAGCAGCAGUUGUCCUCUCUGUCUAUUAUUUACACCAUCGGAUACUCUUUGUCCUUCUCAGCACUUGUCAUAGCCACAGUCAUCCUGGUAAUAUUCAGACACCUACAUUGUACGAGGAAUUAUAUCCACCUGAACCUCUUCACCUCCUUCAUUCUGAGGGCCAUCUCCGUCUUCAUUAAGGACUCUGUGCUGAAGUGGAUGUAUAACAUCGCCAUAUACGACAACCAAUGGGAAGGGCUCAUCUCCUAUCAGGAGUCGUUAAGCUGCCGGCUGGUCUUUGUGAUGAUGCAGUACUGCGUGGCAGCAAAUUACUACUGGCUAUUGGUGGAGGGAAUUUACCUGCACACGCUGCUGGUGCUGUCAGUGUUCUCAGAGCAAAGGCUCUUCCGCUUCUAUCUGUGCGUUGGAUGGGGUGUUCCCAUGCUGUUUGUUCUCCCGUGGGGCGUGGUGAAGUACCUUUAUGAAGAUGAUGGCUGCUGGACGAGGAAUUACAAUAUGAAUUACUGGCUCAUCAUCCGCCUUCCUAUCCUGAUCGCAAUCGGGGUGAAUUUUGUGAUCUUCAUAAGGGUGAUCUGCAUAAUUAUCUCAAAGCUGCAGGCAAACCUGAUGUGUAGAACAGACACCAAGUGCAGACUGGCAAAGUCCACCCUGACGCUGAUCCCGCUGCUGGGGACACAUGAGAUUAUCUUUGCGUUUAUCACAGAUGAGCAUGCCAAAGGGUCCCUGCGUUACAUCAAACUCUUUUUUGAAUUGUCCUUCAGCUCUUUCCAGGGCCUGAUGGUUGCGGUUCUGUACUGCUUUAUCAACAAUGAGGUCCAGGCUGAGUUCCAGAGGCGGUGGGAACGCUGGAAGCUGGAACAUUUAUAUAGUCAGAGGGACAGCAGCAUGAAACCGAUCAAAUUUCCAGCCAAUAGUCUGAGCAGUGGAAUCACCAUGGGCAGCAGCGUCUAACUGUCUUUCCUGUUGGACAGAUGGACAGUGUCUGUGGUCAGCCCACAAACCAUGGAGCCACCAAAGGACAUUCCACAAGCAGCGAGGUUGUUUAUUUUGCACAAGAAAAGACGCUCUUCUAUAUUUAUUUUUAAAUAUUACUACCAUGGACAUUUAGCUGCUUCAGCUGGUUGCAGUCCCAGUGCUCGUGUUACAUUGGUGAUUCAGUCACACCACAACUCACUCUUCAGGAGAAGAACUUUAAACAUAGAAGGACAAGACGCUUCUUAGUGUCACAUUCCCACCCAUCCGAAGUAGUGGCACAGGCUGGACAGAAACCAGAAACUACCAAGGGGUACACGUCUGUGGCUGGUCUCAGGAAGGACACUAGAUUCAGAUUUUUGUUCCACUACUGAAAAGGAAUUUUAGAGCUUUCAUGUACUGUCCGCCAUUGAUCAAGGAGGCCUGCUCGGGCCACGAGGACAAUAAUGAAUGUAAUUCAAGACAUAAUGUACGUGUUCAUGCUUGAAAUGACGGGUGUGGAUCGUUGGGUCGACAGUGACUAGGUCGACACCUGAAAUGGGUUGACACGGUCAUUAGGUCGACUUGGAAAGGUCGACAUGGAAAAGGGUCGACAUGAGGUUUUUUUUGGGGGGGUGUCGUUUUCUUCGUAAAGUGACCAGAAACCCCAAUUAGUGCACCGUGUCCCCUCACAUGCUUCGGUUAAGAUGCCUUGCUGUGUUUGGCACAGGUUACUAUUCCCAAUCGUAGUCCACGUGGAACAUACAGUAUGAAAAAGUAAAUAAUUUUUUUUAAACACGCCGACCUUUUCAUGUGUCGGCAUUUGCCAUGUCGACCAAGUGACCACAUCGACCUAAUGACCAUGUAGACCUAAUGCAUGUUGAUUAAUAGUGGUCCACCUAAUGAGUAUUCACCUAAGUCAUACUUGCCUAUCUGACCC